AUGACGUAUUUAUUGUCCACGUGUCAGAUUAAUCUAAAAUUCAUACAGUCCUCUCCGCAUUCCGAUGCCUUAAUUUGCACCCUCUUCUGGGUUCUCUCCGUUAAGAAGGAUAGGCCCAACAACGUAUCGUAUACCUCGACCCUGUCGGAAGAAUCCAUUGUGGUGGCUAAGAUCUGCGACGUUCUCAAUGCUAUUGGAAUCAUCGUGCUAGCCUACAGAGGUCAUAAUGUUUUGCUCGAGAUACAGGGGACGCUGCCUUCAGAUUUCGAUAGAACAUCCAAAGAACCAAUGCGUAGAGGAUUGAGCAUGUCAUAUGUUCUGAUCUCCAUGUGCGUCUUUCCUCUUGCAAUUGCCGGAUUCUGCGCCUAUGGAAGCUACAUAAACGACGGUGGAUUGUUGUAUUCGUUCCCGCAACUCCACAGGAAGCAGAUAACGAAAUUCUAUAUGGGAGCAAUAUACGUUCUGGUGAUAAUACAUUGUUUGAGCAGCUACCAAAUCUAUGCGAUGCCGAUUUUCGACAACCUUGAGAUAAGAUUGACGAGCAUAACGAAUGAGAGAUGUUCGAGAUUGGCGAGAACAUGCAUACGAUUAUUUUUCGGGGGAUUGACGUUUUUCAUAUCUGUCGCAUUCCCAUUCCUUCCAUCCCUAUCAGUAUUUCUUGGAAGCAUGACCCUGGUGUCGAUCACGUAUUCAUACCCCUGUUUCAUGUUUCUAUCACUGAAGAAGCCUCGACCAAGAGGUUCUGUAUGGUGCUUCAACGCUGUGCUCGGGUGCUUGGGGUUGCUUCUUAGUGCUCUUCUCUUAGCUGCAGCUGCAAGAACUCUGUCUCACAAAGGCUUGAAUGCUAACUUUUUCAGACCAUAACAGUACAGUUCUCCAUUAGUGACGAACAGAAGCUAAAAGCUGCUUACCAACUAAUUACCAUUAAUUUAUUUUCAACCCUAAAUAUAAUCAUAGC
Messenger RNA from Vigna angularis (adzuki bean), 958 nucleotides. Its product is annotated as lysine histidine transporter-like 8. NCBI's taxonomy places the organism in Eukaryota, Viridiplantae, Streptophyta, Magnoliopsida, Fabales, Fabaceae. Bases 1 to 864 code for a protein of 287 amino acids. The record is from RefSeq and is a predicted model, not a curated record. Gene Ontology annotation, cellular component: plasma membrane. The transcript has 4 exons.